Molecule: messenger RNA, 1018 nt
Organism: Mytilus californianus (California mussel)
Lineage: Eukaryota; Metazoa; Mollusca; Bivalvia; Mytilida; Mytilidae
Product: peptidoglycan-recognition protein SC2-like
Exons: 4
Coding region: 235-957 (240 amino acids)
Biological process (GO): peptidoglycan catabolic process
Molecular function (GO): N-acetylmuramoyl-L-alanine amidase activity; zinc ion binding
Source: RefSeq, a predicted model, not a curated record
AUGGCUUAAAUGUCAACGAAUACACGCAAACACACAACAUGAUGAAAUAUCGAGUCCACACACACACAGAGCUAAAAUAUUUAGUAUAAUUUUCGAGAACGGCUAUUACUUUAUCAGUGUUAGGUAUAAUGCGUGUUUAACGGACAUGCUAAAGACACACUUAGAUCGUUUAAAUUUCUUAUCACGUCUGAGAAUGUUCCAAAUGACGAAUAAUCUUGUAUAAAGUUAAUACGUAUGAGCAAAAUGUUGUGCUUGAUUCUUCUGCUAGCUAUUACUGGAUACAGCCUAGCCAGUGACCAGCCAUGUACAGAUUUAGGAGGCCAUUGUCAGGAUGACAGCAACAAAUGUGGUGGUUCAUAUAACUCUGGGAAAUGUACUGGUAGUGCUAACAGACGUUGUUGUACAAGGACAGCAGUAGAACAUGAUACUGGUGACUGCUCCAAUGUGAAGAUAAUAUCACGUGACAGCUGGGGAGCUCGGAGACCAAGGAGUACAUCGACUAUUCAUUCGCCAGUUCCUGACUUCUUUAUACAUCAUACUGAAGGUGGAGCGUGCACAUCAUUUUCUGCAUGUAUCUCACAAAUGAAAGGAAUACAAAAUUACCACAUGGAUGAUUCUAACCACAGAUGGUCCGAUAUUGGUUACAGCUUCCUAGUUGGUGAAGAUGGGAAAAUCUAUGAGGGCAGAGGCUGGAAUCGAGUAGGAGCUCAUACUCAGGGUUAUAACAGCCGUGGCUUGGCCGCCUCAUUUAUGGGAAGUUUUAUGACCCAUGCUCCCAAUUCUGCUGCUUUAAAUGCUGUCAAAGAAUUGAUUCAAUGUGGAAUCAGCAAAGGGAAAGUUUCACAUUCGUAUGCUUUGUUUGGACAUCGAGAUGUUGGUUCCACUGACUGCCCAGGCACAGCUUUGUACAACGUCAUCAAAACAUGGGCUCGUUUUCAUGCACAUUCUCCAAAAUAAUUUUUUUACGCUUUCUGAUUGAUUUUGCUUUACCAGUAAUAAUUAAAAAAGAACGGAUUUA